This is a messenger RNA of Pyrus x bretschneideri (Chinese white pear), 3139 nucleotides long. Its product is annotated as protein STRUBBELIG-RECEPTOR FAMILY 5-like. Gene Ontology annotation, molecular function: protein binding; protein kinase activity; ATP binding. Lineage: Eukaryota; Viridiplantae; Streptophyta; Magnoliopsida; Rosales; Rosaceae. Gene Ontology annotation, biological process: protein phosphorylation. The record is from RefSeq and is a predicted model, not a curated record.
UUAAGGUGUUUGCGCAUGUUCUAGUUACGUAAACACUUGUAAGAAGAAAUUUGUGGAUAGAAUAAUCUUCUCACAAGAGUUGGUUAGAUAAAGUUGGAUACGAGAAGAUAGUUGUCUUGCAUACAACGAGUGUAUACAUGAUUUACUGUGUUGAGAAAAAGAAGUUGGGUAUAACGGUUGCACAGUAAAUAGUAUAUACAAAAAUUAAAUACUACAUACGAAAAGGGCAAGAUGGGAAAUCCCGCUGGACAUUUUGAAAGACAGUUGAAAAGGGCGGAAAACGUUGGGAGCUGUAAAUUGUGUCCUCACGUUUCGCUGGAGACUGUCUGUUGCAAAUGCUGUCUUUCUCAACCAUUUCUUUUCCUCGUUGUCUCUAAAUUUAGACAAAACUCAAUCCCUCUCAGAAAAAAAAAAAACCAACCCAGAGAUAACAACAAUAUUCACCAAAAAAAUUAAACAAAUUUAAUGUUAUUUAGGGUUGUCUUUUUCUCUCUUUGUAGCUUCUUAAUCGAUCAAUGUCGAAUCAAAUCUAAACCACAUAACCCAGCAAAUUUUUUACAUUUUUUGUCUUUAUUUUUUUUAAUUUUUUAAUUUUAUUUCUGAGUUUGGUUUCAAUUUUCUGUGCGGGAAAGGAUGAUCCACUUCCACAACAUUCUGGUGUUGUGGGUUGUUUUAUUGGGGUUCUGCGCAACCGGCGUUUAUUCGAAGACCAAUUCUCAAGAUGUAUCUGCCCUUAAUGUGAUGUAUAACAGCUUACAGUCUCGUUCUAAACUAAGUGGUUGGAAAUCAAGUGGAGGCGACCCUUGCGGCGAUUCAUGGAAAGGGAUAACAUGCUCAGGCUCAUCUGUAACCCAAAUAGACUUGUCCGACCUAGGACUCAGCGGAUCAAUGGGAUACCAGCUUGCAAGCUUAACAUCGGUCACUAAAUUUGAUUUAAGCAAGAACAACCUCAAUGGUGAUAUACCCUAUCAACUGCCACCUAACGCAAAGUACAUAGAUCUUUCUCAAAAUGGUUUUUCGAACACAGUACCAUAUUCAGUAUCUCAGAUGUCUGACCUUGAAACUCUAAAUCUUGGUCGUAACAAGCUCAAUGGACAGUUGAGUGAUAUGUUUGGCAAACUUAAUAAACUCAAAGAGCUGGAUCUAUCGUACAACUCAUUGACUGGCAACUUGCCUCAGAGUUUUGGAAAGCUUUCAAGCCUCAAAAAAUUGUAUCUGCAGAACAAUCAACUAACCGGUCAAAUCAACGUGCUUAUGUACACUCCCGUCGAGGAAUUGAAUAUCGAAAACAAUCGAUUUUCCGGCUGGAUCCCCAACGAUUUGAAGGGUAUAAACAUAAAGUCUGGAGGAAACUCCUGGUCGUCUGGACCAUCUCCGCCUUCUCCUCCUGGUGCACACCGUAAUAGAGGGUCAGGCAAAAAGAGUGGCAGCCGCAACUCUUCUGUAGUCACCGGAGUUACCAUAGCUGGAAUAGCUCUUGCCGUAUUGUUGCUGCUUGCAAUUAUAAUUGCACUGUUUUCAAGAAAAAAACGUUCUUCUACUUCGCAUCUCCUCGAUGAUGACAGGCUUAGCCAGCGCAAGUCGUUUCGUAUCUAUUCAUCUAAGGAUUUAUCUAAAGAACUGACUUCUGACUACAAAGAUUCUGCCGUUUCAAUUGACAUAAAGCCUGUUUCAAAAUCUCCAUCAAUUGGUUUCAAGUCACUGUCGGGCCGUUUGCAAUCCUUUGCCAGAAGAAGCACCUCUGUAAAAGCUACCGCUUACGCUUUGGCAGAUUUGCAGGUUGCUACUGCUAACUUUGCACCAGCUCGCCUUCUUGGGCAGGGCACCAUUGGACGUGUCUAUAGGGCUAAAUAUAGUGAUGGGAAGGUUUUGGCAGUUAAAAAGAUUGAUUCCUCACUUUUUCAAGGCUCACUGCCGCAAGAAUUUUCUGACAUUGUCGUCAACAUCUCCAAGAUUCGUCAUGCCAACAUCGCUGAGCUUGUUGGCUAUUGUUCAGAACAUGACAACAUGUUGAUUUAUGAGUACUUCAGGAAUGGCUCGCUUCACGAAUUCUUACACAUGUCAGAUGACUACAGUAAUCCUCUAACUUGGAACACAAGAGUCAGAAUCGCUUUAGGCGCUGCCCGGGCUGUUGAGUACCUGCAUGAUGGUUGCUCUCCAUCCACAGUUCACAAGAACAUCAAAUCAUCCAAUAUUUUUCUUGACAUUGAACUCAAUCCCCGUCUUUGCGAUUAUGGCUUGGCAACAUUUCACCAGCGUACUAGCCAAAACCUCGGGAUGGGAUACAACGCUCCAGAAUGCACAAAACCAUCAGCGUUUACAGGAAAGAGUGAUGUUUACAGUUUUGGAGUAGUCAUGUUGGAACUAUUGACAGGUCGAAUGCCUGUUGACAGUUCAAAACCACCGGCGGAGCAGUGCCUUGUACGAUGGGCAACUCCCCAGCUUCAUGAUCUCGAUGCAUUGUCACAAAUGGUGGACCCUGCACUGCGUGGACUCUACCCUCCCAAGUCAGUCUCACGGUUUGCUGAUAUCGUUGCCCUCUGUGUUCAGCGAGAGCCAGAAUUUCGGCCACCAAUGUCGGAGGUGGUGCAACAGUUGGUGCGGCUAGUGCAGAGCUCUGCUGCGAACAUGAGAGAGGAUUUUGGUCUCGGGGCAUCUCGUCACUCCAGUGCCAUGAGCAGCAGGAAAGAAGAUCUGGCAGCUUCUCGUCGCUUGACUGACUUUUGAUGAUGGUGGCGAAAAGUGGACGAUGAUUUUCAUUUUGAUCGAUAUCAUGUAAGCAUAUAAAAGAGAGACAGAUUGAGUCAUUUCCUUUAAAUGUUUAUCUCAGUCUGCUCUGGCCGCCCAAUAUUUUUAAGUAGUUCGACUUCAAAAUUAAUCUCAUGAAUUCUGGGCCCUAAAGUUCUCCAAGGCACUCUAGCUUGUUCACUAUAGGAGAAGCAGAUUUGAGAAAAAAAAAAGUUAUUGGAAAUUGAUCAUGGGGGAGUACAAUGGGUAAUUCAGGAAAGUAAAACAUGUUUAGAGUCUGAUUUAAAAAUUUUGAUCUGUAACACCCAACCGAUCUUUGGCUUAGCCCAAAAGCUCAAAUUGUUGAAUGUUUGAUCAAAUUUAAACAAAUUUCAAAUUACUUUAAUUUUCA